Messenger RNA from Saccharomyces kudriavzevii IFO 1802, 1008 nucleotides. It is a transcript of the gene NCA3, whose product is annotated as SUN family protein NCA3. The transcript has a single exon. The record is from RefSeq and is a predicted model, not a curated record. Bases 1 to 1008 code for a protein of 335 amino acids. Gene Ontology annotation, biological process: fungal-type cell wall organization. Gene Ontology annotation, cellular component: fungal-type cell wall; cell surface. Lineage: Eukaryota; Fungi; Ascomycota; Saccharomycetes; Saccharomycetales; Saccharomycetaceae.
AUGAAAUUUUCCACAGCUUUAUUAUUAUCUUCCCUUUCUUCCGUUGCGCUAUCUGCUCCUGCCCCAGCCAGCGGCCAUCAUGAAGACCAUCACAAGGACGAAAAACCAGCGGUCGUCACUGUCACUCAAUACAUAGAUUACAACGCCGCUGUUACAAGCGUUGAAGCCGCCGCCACGACCACCACAUUGGCUUCUUCCAACAAGGACUCCUCCGAACAGAAGCGUGAUGGUGGAUUUCAAGACGGUACCAUUAAAUGCUCAGACUUCCCUUCUGACAACGGCAUUGUUUCUCUGGAUUGGUUGGGAUUUGGUGGAUGGGCAUCUGUCAUGGACAUGGAUGCUAACACAUCAUCCGAGUGCAAGGACGGGUACUACUGUUCUUACGCUUGUGAGCCUGGUAUGUCAAAGACUCAAUGGCCUUCCAACCAACCAGGCGACGGUAAAUCUGUCGGUGGUCUUUACUGUAAAAACGGCUAUUUGUACCGUACCAACACGGGCGCUAGCGACUUGUGUUCUACGGAUAAAACAUCUGCCAAGGCUGUUAACAAAAAAUCCGAUUCCAUCGCUCUUUGUAGAACUGACUACCCAGGCUCUGAAAACAUGGUCAUCCCCACUCUAGUUGAUGGUGGCGAUUCUCAACCUAUUUCCGUUGUUGACGAAGACACCUAUUAUCAGUGGCAGGGCCAAAAGACAUCAGCUCAAUAUUACGUUAACAACGCCGGUGUCUCUGUGGAAGACGGCUGUAUUUGGGGUACUUCUGGUUCAGACGUCGGUAAUUGGGCUCCAAUAGUCUUAGGUGCUGGUUAUACUAAUGGCGAAGCUUAUUUGUCAUUGAUUCCAAACCCUAACAGCAACCAAGCCGCCAAUUUCAACGUUAAGAUCGUUGCAUCCGAUGGUGCUAACGUUCAGGGCAGCUGUGCUUACGAAGGCGGCUCUUUUAUUGGAGAUGGCUCCGACGGUUGUACAGUUUCUGUCUUAUCUGGAUCUGCAGAAUUUGUUUUUUAUUGA